AUGAACAAGAGGACGCUUGUGGCUGUGAUAGUUGUUGUGCUGUUGCUGGUGAGUGGGGCUGGGGCUAGGAGAGGGGGGUCCAGAGGAGGGUAUGGGAGGAGGUCCAGGUCUUCUAAGAGGUCAGGGUCCAGGUCGACUGGGGUGUGUAGUGCAGGGUCGGUGAGUUGUGUGCUGGUGCCUGUUUUGUGCAUUCCUGCUUUUGUGGUUUUGCUGUGUGGGAUUUUGUGUUGUUGGAAAUCGUACAAAAAGAGUAGAGAAAGAAAGCAGCAGGAGAUGAUACAGAAGGCAGAGCAAGAUAGGCUAAGGAAAGAAGGAUUGGAGCAAGCUCAGAUAGAGGAAGCAUCUAGGUUAGAGAAGUUGCAAAAAGAGCAAGAAGAUCUGACCGGUUUUCAAAAUGAUAUUUCCUAUAACUCACAUGGAGAAUCACAGCAACCUCAAUUCAUAAUGCCUGGCACUGCUAUUCAGCCCACCUACAAAAUAGUAAAUCCCUAUUCUGGCAGCCACAAUCCUCAUCCUACCCCCAUAAUCUAUGACCCCUCAACAUAUGGAGUUCAAUACGAUACUCACAUUCAACUUCCUCAGCAAGACCAAUAUGGCCAUGCACAUAAAGAAAGUGUGGCUCUCCAAAGCCCCACUGGGUACCUCAAUGAUCGACAGAAAAUAGUCCCCGUUGGCAACACAGAAGGGUCUCAGAUCUGCCUUAUAGCUUAGUUUUUAAAUAAGUUUCUAAAGGCACUAAAUCUUACCUCAAAUUUUCUCAGUCUUUCAGACACAAGCAUCUGUUGCACAAGAGUGCAGGAUUCUCCUAUAUUAUACCUCUCCUUCCCACCUCUCCCUCAUCUCCCCCUCCAAAUUCCUCCUUAUUCACUCCUGACCAAAACU
Moneuplotes crassus is the source of this 882-nucleotide messenger RNA. The record is from the annotation of a GenBank genome assembly. NCBI's taxonomy places the organism in Eukaryota, Ciliophora, Spirotrichea, Euplotida, Euplotidae.